Chara braunii is the source of this 1125-nucleotide messenger RNA. The record is from the annotation of a GenBank genome assembly. Lineage: Eukaryota; Viridiplantae; Streptophyta; Charophyceae; Charales; Characeae.
CGUUGUUGAUUGUGCACUUUCACCAUGGUGACCAACAUGACAGGGUUUAGUACCACCCCCUACAGUAAGGAAUAAGAAGAGAGAGUUGUCGCCCUUCUACGAGAAAGGAAGGAGAGAAUGGAGAAGAGGGAGUUAACCAAGCAGGCCAAGAUGUUGGCGUUGCUGGAGGCGCAAGAAGCAAAGAAGAAGCAGAUAGAGGAGGAGCUGAAGAAGGAGCAGGAGGAGAAGAUGGCGGCUAUACAAGAGGAGGUGGAGAAAGAAGAAGAAGAAGAAGAAGAAGUACAGGAAGAAGAGCAAUUGGAGAGAAGGAGAGGGGAAGCCAACACAAGCAAAGAAAUCGAGAUUGCAAAGAUUGCACAUGAGUGGGCCGCACAUUUGGAGUUGGGGGAAGACAGGGAGGCCGAGAUGGCCAUACCCCAGCAAGAGAGAGAAGCGACAAGGAGACAAAUUGAGACAGAAAGGGACCCAAUGAGGAGGAAGGCGAAGGAGGAAGAACAGCAAAUGGCAUGGAGAUACCGGCUGUCCCAAGACAGGGUAAGACAAUUGGAAGCGGCGGAAAGUAUAAAGAAGGAUCUGAAAGCGGCAGAAGCCAGGAUGGGGAAGAUUGGGGCCGAAACUGAGAUAGCCACCAAACUCGCUACCCUGACCCAAAGUGUAGAGUCGUUACUAAUUGCGCACCGCGAGCAAAGGCAGUUCAACCACAUUUUCGAAGUAAAGAUAGAUGCAAUGCGAGUUGGGUUCAAGGAUUUUGCGAGUGACAUGAUGAAGUACCUAUUGGUUGAAGUCCAUAAUGCAACUAAUAACACCAGAGAGUUUUGUACCGGCGCCAUUGAAGGCGCCAAGUUAGCGACUCCUUAGGAAGAGGAGUCGGCCCCACCACGCCGUGAGAAAGUUAAGGUUCGUUUUCCCGAACCCUUCAGUGGAAAGAAGGGUGAAGAUUUCGGUAACUGGGAGGCCAGCGUGCACUCCUACUUGUACCUGCAGGGAGUCACGCUUGAGGACCACGUUUUGGUGGCCUUCCAGGCCCUUUGAGACGAGGCGACUAGCUUUGCUAGGUCGCUUGCCCGCGCUGCAAAUUGCGCGAAUGAUAUGGUUACAUAUUCUAGAUCGACACCACUUUCUGAG